UAUCCUUUUAUAUUAUCUCUGUUUUUCUUUUCUUCAUUCAUUUCGUUGAUUUAAUUAAUUAAUUUAAUUAAUUAAUUUAAUUAAGAGAUAAAAAAAAAAUCUGAACUUUCUUCUCUCUCUCUCUCGAGCCUCAAGCCUCAAGCCUCAAGCGACCAAUCUAAUUAGGGUUUUUGUGAAUCUUCAUCUUCAUCUUCAUUUCCAAUUAUUCAAUUGCUUCACUCUGUUUUCUCUAUCAGCUCCGAGACCAUGAUUUCAGAUUCGAUCACCAACGCUUCUGCUACAUCAGCUCCAAGCGCGAGGGAUUUCGCAAAGAAGAAGAAGAGGAACAAUAAGUCGGCGGCUAAGAUGAAGCAGAACAAGCUCGGUCUCCGCCGCGAGCAAUGGCUUUCUCAAGUUGCGGUGACCAAUAAGGUCUGUAAGGAGGAGAGGAGUGCCAAGCCUGAUCAGAGAGAUAAGCCAGUGGAGAAUUCUGAUGGGCUGCGUAGAGAAGAGGAUAACAGCGGUGGGAAUGUUGAUGUUGGUAAUGAGAGCUUUAUGGAGUCGCCUUCAAACAGCUCCAUGGCAGGCACUGAUAUAAGCACUAACUUCAGUGGGAGUAGUAGUACCAGCAGUGACUUUUGCUCUGGUAACAUAACUGAAGAGGAUAAUGCAGAUCAUAAUGAUGGUGAAGAGUGUGUGGAUGAUUGGGAAGCUCUUGCUGAUGCAUUAGCUGCUGAGGAAGAGAAUCUCCUCCAUGAGCCUGUCAAGGAGAAAGAGAGUGUUGGACAGUCAGUUUCUAAUGCGGAUGAUUCGGUCAACAGAGAUGCAGAGCAUGAAUGUUUGAGAAUGCCAUCAAGGAAGCAAAAGAGCAAUCGAGCUUGGAGGCCUGACGAUAACCUUCGCCCUCAGGGGCUACCUAAUCUAGGGAAGCAGCUUAGUUUUCCGGAGUUGGACAAGCGUUAUAGCGCUGUCUCGAUUCCGUCUUCAUGUCCCAUCUGCUAUGAAGACUUGGACUUGACGGAUUCGAGUUUCCUUCCAUGUCCUUGCGGGUUCAGGCUCUGUCUCUUCUGCCACAAGACUAUUUGCGAUGGAGAUGGGCGUUGUCCAGGGUGCAGGAAACCAUAUGAAGAACAGAAUGCCAUCAAGUCUGAGACUAGUGUUCAAGGUGGUGGUUUCACUAUUCGGUUGGCUCGUUCUUCUAGCAUGUUUUGCAGGUUUUGAAAAAAAAUGAAAGGUGUGGUUUUGACAAACCCUUGUUGUUUCUCUGUGUUUCAUCCCCGCAUUCUUGCUUUAGGUAAUGUGGGUAUAGUGUUGUCUUUUGGCACUCGAGAACUUUGAUCUUUGUUUUCUUUGUCAUGGAACACUGUGGUGAUGGUGAUGUAGUGUGGUAUGUGAAUACAUAAAAAGGUGGUACAGAAAAUUCAAAUAUAGAGUUUCAAUAA
Brassica napus (rape) is the source of this 1421-nucleotide messenger RNA. RefSeq lists its product as uncharacterized. Gene Ontology annotation, biological process: protein ubiquitination. Gene Ontology annotation, cellular component: CCR4-NOT complex. NCBI's taxonomy places the organism in Eukaryota, Viridiplantae, Streptophyta, Magnoliopsida, Brassicales, Brassicaceae. The record is from RefSeq and is a predicted model, not a curated record. Gene Ontology annotation, molecular function: ubiquitin-protein transferase activity. The coding region runs from base 247 to 1200 and encodes 317 amino acids. The transcript is spliced from 3 exons.